This is a messenger RNA of Triticum urartu, 3100 nucleotides long. NCBI's taxonomy places the organism in Eukaryota, Viridiplantae, Streptophyta, Magnoliopsida, Poales, Poaceae. The record is from RefSeq and is a predicted model, not a curated record.
CUUGGCCUCUCUAUAUGUUUGCUGGCUUGGUGCCUCCCAGUCUCAACUCCCAAGAUUCAUUUACCUACAAGUAUUGCCGGGCUCGGGGAUCCAAGAUAAAUAGAGAGAGAGAGAGAGAGUGAGGAGGAGCUCCUCCUAGACGGACGGACCCUCCCUCUGUCUCUGCUUGUUUUUGGAGGGCCUUGGAGAAGAGAGCGAGGAGCGAGCGUUCGGGCGUGAUAUACUAGUCGGGCUACACGGGGGCCGAGAUAAAACGGGGGGAGGAAAAAAGGGGGUGAAAAUACGCCGCCCGCCCGCACCACUUCUCCUCAGGCCUUGACGCGGCCAGCAGCCCCUCCAGCCGGGCGAUAGUUGGAAAGGAGAGCGAAACGGGCGCCCGAAACCCCCUGAAAACCUCCACGAGCCACGCCCCCGCCCAUGUCGGCGCCGGAGGAGGGCGACGCCGCCGCCGCCGCCGCCGCCCCGGGAUCGUCGGCGCCGCCCGCGCCCGCGCCCGCGCCGCCGCCGAUGCCGGAGCCCGGCGCAAUGGGGCCCGAGGAGGCCGCCGCCAGGAAGCGCUACGAGGCGCUGAUGCAGGUGCGGGCCAAGGCGCUCAAGGGGAAGGGCGCCUGGUACUGGGGCCACCUCGAGCCCGUCCUCGUCCCGCCGCCGGCCUCCGGGGCGCCCCCCAAGGCCGCCCGCCUCCGAUGCGCGCUCUGCGCCGCCACCUUCUCCGCCUCCAACCCCUCCCGCACCGCCACCGAGCACCUCAAGCGCGGCGCCUGCCCUAAUUUCGCGGCGGCGCAGGGCGCCCCGCCGCCGCCCCCGCCCCCGCCCCCGCCGCAGAAUCAGCAUCAGCAGUUGCAGCUCGUCGCCGUCUCCUCUCCCGCCUCCUCGAUCGUGCCCAUCUCCUCCAUCCCCCCGUCGUCCUCGUCCUCCUCGCAGCGCCGCCACUCCACCGGCGGCGGCGGCCGGAAGCGCCACGCGCUCGCCGCGGCGUACGCGUCAGUCGAGGCCGCGUCGCAUCAGCACCACCUCAUGGUCGCCGACCCGGCCGGGUACUCCCCGACGCCGCCCACCCCGCCGGGGAUGCCCGCGCCCAGGCAGCUGCUCUCCGGCGGCCGGGGCGACCUCGCCCCUCUCGCCAUGCUGGAAGACAGCGUCAAGCGCCUCAAGUCGCCCUCGGCGUCCCCCGGCGCGAUGCUUCCGCGGCCGCAGGCCGAGGCCGCGCUCGCGCUGCUCGCCGACUGGUUCCUCGAGUCGUCCGGCAGCGCCUCCCUCUCCGCGGUCGAGCACCCCAAGCUGAAGAACUUCCUGCGCCAGGUCGGGCUCCCGGAGAUAUCGCGAGCCGACCUCGCCGGCGCGCGCCUGGACACGCGCUUCGCCGAGGCCCGCGCCGACGCCGCCGCGCGCUUCCGCGAGGCGCGCUUCUUCCAGCUCGCGGCCGACGGCUUGCGGGAGCAGGUGAUCACCCUCUCUGUCAACCUCCCCAACGACACGUCGGUGUUCCACCGCGCCGUGCCCAUGCCCGCGCCGGCGUCGGCGUCCCCUGACUACGCCCAGGAGCUGCUGCUGGACGCGGCAUCGUCCGUCUCCGCCUCCUCCGGCGACAUUCGGCAUUGCGCCGGCAUCGUCGCCGACCGCUUCGGCUCCAAGACUCUGCGUGAUCUCGAGACCAAGCACCAUUGGAUGGUGAACCUUACCUGCCAAGUCCAUGGCCUCUCCCGCUUGGUAAGCGACAUGGCGCGGGAGCUCCCACUCUUCAACAACGCUGCCUCAAAUUGCGCCAAGAUCGCCAGCUACUUCAACACCACGCCCUCCGUGCGCGCGCUGCUGCACAAGCACCAAGUCCAGGAGCACGGGCACGCCUUCCUCCUCCCCAUUGCCGCUCCGCCGUAUAAUGGCGGGGAAUUUGCCGCCGCGUUCGUGAUGCUCGAGAGCAUCCUGACCUCGGCGCGGCCGCUCCAGCUCGCCGUGCUCGAGGAGUCCUACAAGGUGGUCUGCAUCGACGACCCUGCCGCGAGGGAGAUCGCGGCCAUGGUGCAGAAUGUGGCGUUCUGGACCGAGGUCGAGGCGACGCAUUCGGUCGUGAAGCUGAUCAUGGACUUGGUGAAGGAGAUGGAGACCGAGAGGCCCCUGGUGGGGCAAUGCCUGCCUCUCUGGGAGGACCUGCGCGGCAAGGUCAGAGGCUGGUGCCGGAAAUUCAGCAUAGAAGAGGCGACUGCCAUGAAUGUGGUGGAGAGGAGGUUCAGGAAGAACUACCACCCGGCGUGGUCAGCGGCAUUCAUACUGGACCCAUUGUAUCUGAUCAAGGACGCCGGCAGGAGGUACCUUCCACCGUUCAACUACUUGACACCAGAGCAGGAGAAGGACGUGGACAGGCUGAUCACAAGACUGGUGUCGCCGGAGGAGGCGCACCUCGCAGUGAUGGAGCUGAUGAAAUGGCGGUCCGAGGGGCUGGACCCAUUGUACGCGCAGGCGGUGCAAGUCCGGCAGCCAGACCCAUCGACGGGGAAGAUGAAGAUAGCCAACAAGCAGAGCAGCCGGCUUGUGUGGGAGACAUGCCUCAGCGAGUUCAAGUCGCUUGGCAAAGUGGCGGUCAGGCUCAUCUUCCUCCAUGCAACCGCCAAGGGGUUCAAAUGCACGCCGUCGAUGACGCGGUGGCUCACCGCGCCAGGCAGCUCAGCCGGCAGCAUUGGCCGGGCGCACCGGCUGGUGUUCAUCGCGGCGAACUCGAAGCUGGAGAGGAGGGAUUUCUCAAACGACGACGACAAGGACGUGGAGCUGCUGACGGAAGGAGACGACGACAUGCUAACAGAGACUGGCAAUGUGGAUCCCUCCUCCUCCUCAGUGUAGCAUUCCAUUCCUUCCUUGCUGCUGCUGCUGCUUAAUUUCCUUGGCCUCUUUGUGCAUUUGAUGUUAGCAUCCUUAGAAUUUGAUCCCUAGUAGGAAAUUGCUAGAUUCUUUUUUUGCUUGUGCCCCCCAUGUUGCUAGUUCUUGCUCCCUCCUCUUUGUUUUGGUUGGGUAGGGGGUCGGGGCAUGAGAUGGAGAUAUGCUGCACCCAGUCGGUCUUAAUUUGCUUGUCAAGUGUGGUUAAUUAAUAAAUGGCUCCCUUGUCAUA